AUGACGAGGGUUUUACAGCGACUGAUGUACAAAACCCAGGUACCGUCUCAUUGUUUUCAACUCCAAUUCGGGCCUUUCAAUUCCACCACACAACGUCGAUGGAAGAAACCGGUGGUUACAGCACAAACCCGAUUGGAAGAUCGAACAAGGGACCUGAAACUCGAUUACCUCAUGACCAACUUCCGGAAAAUCAGCUUAAUUCUAAUCCUCCGCGACCUCAUGUGUGCUCGCCGAAGAGGACCCUUUGUUUCCGUACAGAUAAUGUCUCGUUGGAACAAUAUUGUUGGUCUGAAUGUACCCAUUGGUGGUUUCCUCCGAAAAUACCCCCACGUGUUCGACGUAUUUACUCACCCAAUUAAGCGAAAUAUUUGUUGUAAAUUAACUUCGAAGAUGACCAUGUUGCUUCAAGAAGAAAGUAAUGUGAUCAGGGAUAUGGAAUUAGAUAAUGUAAGAAGGAUAAAAAAACUUUUGAUGAUCUCUGUUACUGGUACUCUUCAUAUCCAUGCUUUGAGGUUGAUCAGAAGGGAACUGGGUUUACCUGAAGAUUUCCGCGAAUCAAUUCUUGCGAAGUAUUCUAGUGAGUUUGAGUUGGUUGAUUUGGAGAUAGUGAAAUUGAUUAAUAGGGAUGGUGUUGAUGAGGGUUUGAAGGUAGCUGAAGUGGAGAAGUGGAGGGAGAGAGAGUAUAGGGAAAAAUGGUUGAGCGAAUUCGAGACAAAAUAUGCCUUUCCCAUUAAUUUCCCUACCGGGUUCAAGAUUAUAGCAGGGUUCAAAGGGAAAUUGAAGGAUUGGCAAAGACUUCCUUAUGUCAAACCUUAUGAAAGAAAGGAGGUUUUUCGGGCUUCGACUUGUGGAGGGAUUGAGCAGUUUGAGAAGCGAGCUGUUGGGAUUCUUCAUGAGCUUUUGAGCUUAACAGUGGAGAAGAUGGUUGAGGUUGAACGCUUAGCACACUUCAGGAGAGAUUUCGGAAUCCCAGUUAAUCUUCGUGAGCUCAUUCUGAAGCAUCCUGGAAUCUUCUACAUAUCUACACGAGGUAGUACCCAAAUGCUUUUCCUUAGAGAAGCAUACCGUAAAGAUUAUCUUGUUUCCCCAAAUCCUGUGUAUGUUGUUCGAAGAAAAAUGUUGGACCUUAUCUUGCUGGGAUGCCGGAGUACUAGAGAACUGGACAGUCCAAGGCAAGUGAAGGAGAGUGUUGGUGAUCAAAAUCGAGGUGCCGUGGUAGAGAGUGACUUUGUAACUUCAAUUUUAGAAAAUUUAGAUGACAACAAUGAUGGUAACAAAGAGAAUGGAGAGGACACUGCAGCAGUUUAUAGAGAAGAGGCAUCUGCUACAUGAUAGUUCGAUUCAUGAGUUGGCUUGUGAACGCGAACCCUCAUUCUGGGAGGUAAUUUGUUGCUUGUGGCCACGUAGAUGAUAGAUAGGAAGUCCAAAUGCAGCAGUUUUCUUGAGACGAGACUCUUGGUGACCCAAGAUCAACUUGUUUAGUGCUUGUCUUUUCAGUUAUUAUGUUGAGCUUUUGAGUGGGACAACGGCAACAAUGAAGAUCGGAGGAUGUCAUGUCUCAUAGUUGUGACAAGGUCUAUUUUCCUAUCUGAUGGUUGGAGAAGAACAAGCCUAAGGGGGUGGUAAAAUAUAAAAAUAACUGAUUUUUGUUUAUAAUAAUCCUAUCAUAAUUUAAUUUUCGUCAUUUGACUGCAUUCGGGUGUAUAUGGUUCUACUUCUACCACAAUUUUGUAUUGCCAAAUAACUUGCAAGAAACCCUGAGUAAGAUCUAGGUUUCAAGCCUCUUAGGGCCACUGGACUGCUAAUUACAGGAACUUCUGGACCUCCACACGACAGGGAUGAAGACGAGUGUAGAGCAGGUGCAUACUUACUGCAUGUAAAUGCAGUUUGUAUUCUACUUAUCGAAUCAUUCCAACAAAACUCAGAGAAACUUCUUAAAUUGCACUUCCUCCAUUUGAUUCCUAAACUCUAGGGGUAAAGGAAUGUAAGGUGGA
Cynara cardunculus var. scolymus (artichoke) is the source of this 1994-nucleotide messenger RNA. RefSeq names its product protein ROOT PRIMORDIUM DEFECTIVE 1-like. The coding region runs from base 1 to 1332 and encodes 443 amino acids. Gene Ontology annotation, molecular function: RNA binding. Lineage: Eukaryota; Viridiplantae; Streptophyta; Magnoliopsida; Asterales; Asteraceae. The record is from RefSeq and is a predicted model, not a curated record. The transcript has 2 exons.